UCUCCCCAGCCGUCUUCUGUGCUCUUGGCAAAGACCCUUCCUCACCUGUAACCAGCUAACCCAGAUGAGAAAAAAACAUGAGAAAAAUCAAAAGAUCCAACUUAGUUUAGAGAACCAAAGCUGAGCCCUAAAAUUUAUGUCAGUUCAGAAAUGAGAAACCACUGGGAGAGAGAUUCCUUGGGAAUCUGAGCAUUUUUCUACAUUACUCUUUCCCAGGAGAAAAUAAAUAUAGAAAUAGUAUUUCCUUUUGCAGGUUUGGUAGAGACAGACCAGGAAAAUGCUAGAAGUUUCCCCAAAGGAAAGGAGUUGGGGGGGGGGGUCCCCACAGCGUCACGAUUAAGGGGCAGCUCCUUAACCUUUACCAAAAGACGUGCCAUGUGCCAUCGGAGGCUUCUAGACUCCAGCCCCGGCGGCGGCGGGGGGUCUGAGCUCGGGUGCGAGCCGGGCACAACCAGCACAACCCAGGGCGGCCAGCCGCCCAGGAGGGUUUGGCUGAGAUAUCAGGGCCCAGGCCAACUCCGAAACUUGCUCAGCUGCGCGGGAGCUAAGCCUUUGGGCUGGGACGCGCUCCACCUGCCGGGCACCCUACUCGGCCCCGAAUCCCGACACCCCGCCCCUGCCUGGGGAUAAGGCAGUUACCCGAGCACCGGCACGAUUGCGGUGGCCCGACCAAGCCGGGAGCCGAGCUGCGCGCCCACCCCACCCCACCCCACCGCCCAAGCGCAUCCCCUCGCAAGCUUUUAUUCGGGGUCUGCAAGAAGCCCUCCACUCUGACUGGCGCCCGCUCCAGAAACCCCGACCACCUGCCCUUUCGCCCCCAAGCAGCCCCGCACUCUUCCGACCUCACUCGGAAACUCCUCGGUCCCUGGCAUCUUUCCGAGGUGGCCGGGGCUUAGAAGGUGGGUCCCCAUGUGCACCCCCGGCCCUCCAACAGGUGAGACGCCUCGUCACGCCGAGCCCCCCGGCCUCCGCGCCUGGGAGGAUCCAAAGAUCUUUGGCACAGGUCCGGGCUGGGCAGGGGUAGCCAGCCUGGCUCACCUGAGCCCCGGAAGAACGCGAGGGGCCCUCGGUGACGGCCCCCGCUACCCUCGGCCCUGCUUUCUGGCGCCGUGCCGGGGGGAAGGGGUUGGGGGCGCGCCGCCCCGGGACCCCGCGUCCUCACCUUUGAACCGCUCCAUCGGGGCCGCGGCGUGCGCUCCUCGCGGCUCGGCUCGGGCGGCGCUGCGCUCUCCGCGCUCGGCUCCAAGCCCGGGGCCGCCGCGCUGGCCCCUCCCCGUGAGGUCACGCUCACGCCCGGACCUCCUGGCGCGGCUGCCGCGCCCGAGCCCGGGACCCGGUCCCCGCCCGGCGCGUCGGCCCCGCGGGGGAACUCCGCGGCCGGCCCCGGAGGACCGUCAGCUAUCGAGUCCGCUCGCGCCCGGGGCCCCGCUCCCGCGCCAGCUGCUUCACGUCCCGGUUCCGAGGCUUGACCAAACGCUGGGGGAGGCCCCCGGGAGGGGCGGGCUCGGGCGGCUUACGGGAGCUCUUCUUCCAACCACCAGGCUGCGAGCCCACUGCCAGGAGGUGGAGACUGAGGUCUGCGUCGGGAGGCUGAGAGCAUCAGAGUCUUUUCCAGUGAGCCAGUUCUUCGCAUGAGGUUGC
Capra hircus (goat) is the source of this 1641-nucleotide messenger RNA. RefSeq names its product translation initiation factor IF-2-like. The transcript has 2 exons. The record is from RefSeq and is a predicted model, not a curated record. The coding region runs from base 910 to 1635 and encodes 241 amino acids. Lineage: Eukaryota; Metazoa; Chordata; Mammalia; Artiodactyla; Bovidae.